AUGAUGAAGCGCGAGGCCAGCAGCGACGACGAAAGUCGCCCAGCCGCCAAACAGGCUCGCCUGUCUUCCAAUGCUCUCUACAGUGAUAACAACCCGCCUCUGAAGAUCAAACCUUCCAUGAAGAGCCAUUUCGAGUGGCUCUGCAGAGAGUUUGGUUGGGCACCUAAUGAGCUCACACGUGAAAAGAUCAUGGAUCUGCUCGGCAUGGAGCCAGGAAGAAACAGCAAUGUCGAGGCAGCACUCUUCGCAUUCGUACAACAUCUCAGCUUUGUCUGGAACGACGAUGCUCUCUUGAUUGGCAGCAAGCAAAUCAACAACAUCAUGAGAACGAUUUGGUACAGACCCCUGGGACCGGGUGCAAGCGUCGGAGAUAGCCUAUGGCUCAACGAACGUGACAAAUUCGAUGGAGGGAAGAUUCACAAGUACUCACCUCGAUUGAAUUGCAACUUGGUCGAUCGUAUCUGGCCUUCCUUCACCACUGCUUUUGACCUUUCGAGUUAUAAGGGUGAUUACAGAUACAUCUCAGGAGUUCACACCAUCUUGCUCACCUUCCCCAAACUACGCAAAUCUUGCGGUGAUCGCGAGCUCCGAGCUUGGGUAGAGGGACGCAUGUCGACCGCGACUGAGCACACCCCACUGAGGAAGUAUGAACUUCCUUUCCUGCCUGAGUCGGUGUGGAUGUCCAAGCCUUUUGGAUCGCUACGCCCACAACCUAUUACCCCCUCGGAAGGCUCGUCUUCUCGCCCCAGCCCUCAAUCGAGCCCUGCCACUACCCGUCGCUCGUCCGUCAGAGAGCUUGAUCGCAUCCAGAACAUCCUCCAAGGUCAGCGCAAACAACUCGGUAGUGCUAGCGGACAACAAGACAAACGCAGUUCGGAGUCCGGAAGACUCAGCAUCUCAGAGUCCGUGGAGAAGUCCCCUGAGCCAUCCGAGACUACCGAAGCUACCUCCCAAGCAUCCACGGAAGUCAUCAAGAACGACGCUCCAGGAUCAGAUCUUCAGUCACCUCCCAUGGGAUAUAUCGACCUGACUACAAACGAUCACGUCAACCAAUUGCUUCAACAGAAUGGCAUCGAGGUCGCACUCGGAACACCAGAUCGUCUUGCACAAGCAAACGUCCAACUCACCGUCACCUUCCCCGCUCGUAUCGCGCAAAAUCAGCCACAGCCUGUGCUGGAGUUCAGCUCUGUCACAUCAGCUGAUUUGGCUCCUAUCUUGCCUUCUGCUCUGGAAUUCAGUUUGGUCACAUCGGUCGACUCGCCUCCUGUUAUGCCUUCUCGUCGUGCUGUACUCGAGGCUCUGUGCGCUUUGGCAAUGAACACUAUGAAUGGCGACACUCAGUGA
Molecule: messenger RNA, 1344 nt
Organism: Aureobasidium uvarum
Lineage: Eukaryota; Fungi; Ascomycota; Dothideomycetes; Dothideales; Saccotheciaceae
Source: the annotation of a GenBank genome assembly